AUGGAGGUUUGGUUCUUCUCUUUUGUGUUAGUUUUUGGAAUAUCCUUUGCAAGUGCUGAAAAUCAAGAUCUAGUAGAUACAUGCAGUUUGUCAAAUGAUGAAACUGAAGGCUUCAUUGAAGUAUAUAUUGGUGAAUGUGUAACCUUUCAAUGCACACCAGAUGAAAAUGAUACAGUACAGUGGGAACUGAAUGGAACUGAAAUCAGUAAUGAUACUCAUUACAAUAUCAAUGCUACUAGUGGUACACUGACUAUACAAGAAGUGAGGAGUAAUGAUACUGGAAACUAUACUUGUGAUUUAGAAAGCACCUUUUUAUAUGUGAAAAUUCCAAAUAUUACUAUUAUUGGUCAAUACACUAACCUCACUGUUGGUAGUAGUGUCAGUAUUAACUGUACUACAGUGCCCUCCAUCCCUGGCAGUGAAGUACAAUGGGAUCCACCAUCAACCAAUAGUGAUAGUAAUGAACUGAUUAUUGACCCAGUGAUGCUCUCUCAUAAUAACAACACAUUCACUUGUGAAGUAUCAUCAGAUUUACUGGCUAUGAGUUUGACAGAGUCUAUUACUAUUAGUGUAUUAGAUACCAGUGUCUCAUUUGUUACUGUACAAUCAUUAUCAUCUUAUGUUAUUGGUGACAAUGUAUCAAUAGUGUGUACUAUUAGUCUCACUAAUGCUAUUGGUCCUGAUGUCUCUUCACUGGUAGUGAACUGGUUUAAAGAUGACGAACCAAUAACAACAGAUGAUAUCAUUACUAGUGAUUCAUUAUUAACAUUUAAUAGUACACUGACAUUAACACAGGUUUCACCAACUGAUGCUGGAGUAUACACUUGUAAUGCAUCAAUUAAUGGAUCAAAUAUAUUCCCUUCAAUCAAAACACUGAUAGUUACACAGACCUAUUACUGGGAUAUAAUGCAACAAUGCAGUGUGUGA
Molecule: messenger RNA, 927 nt
Organism: Amphimedon queenslandica
Lineage: Eukaryota; Metazoa; Porifera; Demospongiae; Haplosclerida; Niphatidae
Product: carcinoembryonic antigen-related cell adhesion molecule 1-like
Exons: 5
Coding region: 1-927 (308 amino acids)
Source: RefSeq, a predicted model, not a curated record